GGGAUUUGACGUUCCCUGCACAAGUGUAUGAAGAGAAUUGGUUUAGACUAGUUCAGCGAAAGGGAGCUGUUUAUCAAUGGACUCAGACGCAUGGAGGUCUGAGAAUGCAGUUGCCAGAAUUUCCCUCCUCCUGAAGGGUGGUACAGCAGGGAGCUUCCAGGAUCUGCGCAUCCCUCUAUAUCAGGCUACCAGGACUCAUGAUGCUCCUACUAGAGAGAACUGAUUUCAAGGACUUUCAGAAAGAAAAUAGACGUUUCCACCUUUGUUAUUCAGGUUCUUCCUUUACAGGGGUUUCUACCGCUACACAACGAGGAGAACUUCCCUGUGAAUCCUAAGCUUCGGGUAGGAGACUGAUGCUGGAAGGCACAAGUGUUAGAAGAUCAAGUCUGAUGUACUGCUGCUACGGCAAUCUAGUUGGAAGAGGAUGUAUUUGCUGGAGCUCCGUGGCCUGCUUGCUCUUCGAUGACUUGAGGGACCUCACAGCUGCCAGGAUUCAUUCUGUCAGGAUCACAGAGGCAACACCCUCAAUGCAGAAGAAGGAAGACAAGGAACCAUUGAUUCGGGAGGAGGGGAACACGCUAUGGACAGGCUCACCCUCCCCAGCCUGCCGUCCCUGUGGCACAGAGGAAAGGGGGGCUGCUGGAUGGACCAGCAGAACAAGCACGAGGGGAAAGAAGACAAGUUUACUUUCUCUGCUGAAAUUCUCUGAAGUGAAUUCUGACUGAAAAGAAGUGGCGGUGAUGUAACAUUCAGAAGCAUAAAUGAUGUUGUUAUAAACGUGUACCUCCGCAUUAGAUCCUGGAAGUGCGGAAUUGAUCGGAUGUCCUAGCUGUGGCGUGCACGGUGGAGCACGGCUGCCCCGCACCAGGCAGGAACCCAUCGCAGCAGCUGGGCAGGGCCCCACGCUGGCAGGCCAUGGUGAACCCCGGCGGCAGCUCGCAGCCGCCCCCGGUGACGGCGGGCUCCCUCUCGUGGAAGAGGUGCGCCGGCUGCGGGGGGAAGAUCGCCGACCGCUUCCUGCUCUACGCCAUGGACAGCUACUGGCACAGCCGCUGCCUCAAGUGCUCCUGCUGCCAGGCCCAGCUGGGCGACAUCGGCACCUCCUGCUACACCAAGAGCGGCAUGAUCCUCUGCAGAAACGACUACAUCAGGUUAUUUGGAAAUAGUGGUGCUUGCAGUGCCUGUGGACAGUCCAUUCCUGCUAGUGAGCUGGUCAUGAGGGCGCAGGGCAACGUCUAUCAUCUUAAGUGUUUUACAUGCUCUACCUGCCGGAAUCGCCUGGUCCCCGGAGAUCGGUUUCACUACAUCAAUGGCAGUUUAUUUUGUGAACAUGAUAGACCUACAGCUCUCAUCAAUGGCCAUUUGAAUUCACUUCAGAGUAAUCCACUACUGCCAGACCAGAAGGUCUGCUAAAAGGUCAGAGUAAUGCAGAAUGCGUGCCUUCAUCUCAAAUUUUGUUCAUCACAGAUGGAUCCCAUGUCUCCAAGUAGACAAGUCACCUUUGUAGCUAGCAUCAAUGCCAGCUCCAUACCAUUGCACCUUCUUUAUUCUUGAUUGCCCUUCCCACAUUUAUUGGUGUAUUAAAAUGACUGAAUAUGAACAUUAAGGACUCCAUGAACCUGGGCUAAUGGGAGACUGUAGAGAAAAUGAAAAAAGAUCCACCGGAGGACAUCUUGGGGGGGCGGGUGGGGAAGAUGACUAAUGAAGCUAAUUAAAAGAAGCAUUGAAAUCUGCUUUCUACCCUCAUUAACAAUUAGCAGGGCACUGGCCAGUUUGUACCCUGUGUUUUACCUUAACAACAUUCUAUUUGCUCUUUGUAUAUUUAAGUGUUGUAAGGAAAUGUGUUGCAAUCAAACUGAACAUGAGAUAAAAGAUGUGGCUUUUGUGAUAUUCUAUCACAAACACUUUUAUUGUAUCUCUGUAAAAUACAAUGUAUGUAUGCAUGUAAGUGUUUUUGUCCUAAUGUUGCUACUUCCCAUGGCAAAAAAAACAAGAAAAGAAAAGGAAAAAAAAAAAGUCAGGCUCAUAGCAGCUACUGUGUAGAAAUUUUCACCUACUUCUAAUUUGCUGAAUGAAGAAAAAUCUUUUAUUUGUGAUAUUUUCAGAGACAUUUGCUCUAGUAUGGUGUAUUUAAAUAAUAAAAAAGUAAAACAACACUGAAUCGAGUUAUGGGUUUUAGACACUUUGCCUUUUUUUUAACUACAUUCAAAACAUUGUUCUGAGGCUGUAUCUUACGUAGUCAUGACCUGAAUACUUGAGUACCUUUCAAAGUAGUUUCUUUGCUUGGAUGGGGUUUUUUUCUUAGGCCAGUAAAGAGUCUGUUUAACUACUUUACCAUGUUACUUUUGGCAAGGAUGCAGAGCAGUAUUUCAAAAUGAUCUGUAUUUGGCAUUUUGAUCCUUAAUUCUGUACAGUUUAAUCCAUGCUGCAGUGAAGGAUGGGACGCAUACAGGUAGCAAGGUCUCUUUCCAGCCAGCUCCCUUUUGCAGCAUCGCCUGCGUUAAGGAUGUGCGUGUGUCUGAGCACACGGAGCAGGAGAGUGUGUGUGCACACCCUCAAAGAGGAAUAACAUAAAACCCAACACAGGGCCUGUACCUCAUGCUGAGCACUAGAAUUGAGUAUUCAUGGAAAGGAAUACAGCAGCUGUUCUGAUCUGAGCAACAUAAAGUUGUGUUUGCUGGGGUAAGAGUCUAACUUCUCCACACCAAUAAUCUUAAGGAAAGAAAACCAAGUUUCCUGGGCUGUUUCUGAGAACUAACUGAUCUCAAAUAUGAUCUGUUCUCUGCGAGCAAGCACAACCCGCUCCCCCAAAGCAACGCAGCCUCCCCUAAGCUUUAGAAAAGAGAUUUUCCUGUCAGCUGCUCAGCGCACAAUAAUUCUGAGGAAAAAUUAUUCCGAAUUCCCAGGUUUGUGGCAAGAACAAUAACAUGGAUCUACGGCUGCCUUCAUCAGGAAACUGCACACACCUGGAAUGUGCCUCUGCUGCAAUUAAUAACAAAUCAAUAUUAACAACUGCUCUACUUUUACAGGAGACGAAUACAUCUGAAAUACAUCAGGCUUAAGUUUUCCUUUUUCAUUCUGCUCCUGAGGUGGUGCUCAGUGUGCUCAGUUAUGGAGCGAGCCUGGCUCUUCCUUCUUGUGAUGCCGAGACACAAAAAGCUGAUGUACAGAUUCGUCUGUCUGAACAACCAAGAGCAGAUUUCGUUAUUUAUUUAUUUCAAGAUUCUACUUCUUGACCUCCAGCACAUCGGAGGGCUGCUGAAUUGCUUCUUUUAACACUUCAGUGCUUGAGGAAAAAUAGGACCGGUGCAGAGAAAAGAAAAUGUCGUAACGUAGAGUAUCAGGCGGUAAAGACAAAAGAACACUUGCAUAACACAGAGCAAUAAACCGACUGAAGCUCGGUACGGCUUUUUAAUUAAAUGCACUUAGGUAUUUUUUAACUAAGUUUCUGAGCUUUUUGAUCUGGUGUUGAAGUCUUUAAGGAGAGGCCUGCAAAUUGCGCUGCUUUGAAAAGACACUUGAAGGCGUGUGAAUACAGAAUUCAAGUAUUAGAGAGACUGUAGACAUCUUCCUACAUGCCUUCAGUGUGAGCACUCAAGGUACGGUGUUUAACGUGCAGAUUUUGGGUUGUCCAAUAUAACCUCGAAGUGCUAAGAAGAUAGCUAAUAACUUUUAGUAAGUAACGUAGGAUCGCAUUUAGUGCUGUAGAGGUUGAAGUUCAUUAACAGCUUUAAAUAAACUAUUAUAUGACUCGUUUGUAAAGCACAGCUACCUAUUUAAUAGCUUACUUUAAAAGCAUUUCUUAAGUUGCAGACCUAUAAGAUUACAAAUGUCACUCAUGUUAGCAUAAUCCACAUGCGAGUGAUGAAGCCUUUGCUUUGAUGUGCUAAAUUGGAGGAGGACUAAUGGAGCCAUGAAUAUACAAUAGAACAUAUUUAAGUAGUGUUCUUGCUUUAGGUAAAACACUUUCUUGAAACCAGAGGUAUUUCAGACAAUAAACCAGGCUCAAAUGGGGACGGUAGGUGUGGGCAGAAGGCUGCUGGCACCACUUAGGUUUGUCCUUACGUGAAAAACCACUUUCUGGGGAGAUCUGUAAGGAAAAAGAUGUACUUGUGCACCUUUUAUCUAUCACAUGCAUUUGCGAUGCUGAGGCUGAAAUACACCCUCUGCAUUUAGUGCUGCUGAAAAGUCAUACAAAUAAUCAUUCAGUAAGAGCUUCCCUCACUUCCAGAAAUGAAUGCUGUUAAAAAAACCACCAAAGGAAAUAUUUCUAAUCUGAACUCAUCCUGGUGAACCUGGAUAAAAGGCUCUGUCUAUGCUGCAUCUGAAUGUCUCAAUCAUAGAAAUUGUCACUCUUAUUAAUGAAACAAUUCCGUAAAAAGAUUGCCCUCUAAAUGGGUUUAAUGUUUUUACCUAUCCAGCUGUCUAGAGAUGAGAUUUACGCAUCCUGGCAGGCAGGGGGACAUUAAGCCUUUCCAAACCAAAUUCUGUUUGCAACAAGAUACUGUCUUUUCAGUCCUACAUGAUUUAUCUUUAAAUAUUUUAACAGGUUAUGCGGUAUCUUAUGAAAUAUAAAAUGAGAACGUCUUACCAAAAUGAAGCCAUGAAAUUAAGUCACAGCUUUAGAAUAUUAACCGCACUGAGUGCGUCUCCCUUUUUCUCUGUUAGUCAACACUGAUAAAAUUUGCAUCAUCUAAUUUUAGGGUAAAUAUUAAGGAAAAAAAGCCACCCAAGCCCACACCACGGCCUGGCACAGUGUGAGCUGCUAUCAAGCACCAUCAGACAUUUCCAAAGGGCAUUUUAAUUUCAAUUUCUCUAUCAGGUUCUUUGGCUGGCAGUUGUUUGUCAAGUGUGAGGCUUUUUGGAAGGAUCUACAGUCUGAACAGCUCUAUUAAAUAACAAAUAAAACUGAGAUAGGAACAUUUAUGUACAUCUAUUUUUUAAGUAUUACAUUUCUUCAGUGUGAAAUUACGUGUUCCGGGUCCGAUGUCACUGCCUGAGCCUCCCGUACGUGAAGUACCACAUAACCACUGUUGCUGCAUGUUGCUGUUAGCACCAGGUGUACGCCUAUUGUCAGUCCAGCUAAGCCACAGAAGAGCUUAUUGCAAUUAAAUAGCAAUUUGUUUCUAUGAAACUGCAAUUAAAGUAUUACUGAUCAGCCAUUUUAGAUUGGCAGUGCUUUGACUGCAUGUUAAACAGUGAGGAGCUCUCGAUUUAUUUCUGCAGCCUGAGCUGCGAGUAACAGCGAAGUGUAACACGCUCACCUAUGUCCCUUGUCAAGUUGAAAGUAUGAGUCCUCUGUGAAGCACUCUGAUCUCAUCACGAACAUGCUGAGAGCAAUGACAAGUCAGGGCUGAUCUCUGUAAGUUGAACUUGCAACUUACAGGACCUGAAGUUAUUACUGUUUUCUGUUCCUGUAUAAGCAGGGAUGUGUACGCUUCCUACAGGGGAUGUUUUCAACUCCAGAUUGAUUCUGUUGAGAAUGGACUGCAAGUUGUGGGCCGCAAGCCAAUAAUGUACUGCAGGUCCUGACUUGUUAGAGCUGUGUAAACAGGGCUACUAUAGCUCCUUAAUCACAACUAAUAAAAGACUAGAAGAAACCAAUCAAUUACCUUAUAAGUUGUUUGGGGUUUUGUUUUGGAUUUCUUUUUUAAUAAAAAGCAGAAGUUUAUCUGCCGCAGCUUUUAUUGUCACACUUGUACAACAGAUGAGACAGUCUAAAGCAGUGUCAUCGCUUACCUGUGCGCACCCCGCGUUGCUGGCGGCUGUUCGCCUGCGACAUUCCCGGGAAGCUCCUGCCCUCGAGCCUGGCAGAACCCGCCAGCCACUGCCUCGAGUCCCCGCCGAGCUCACAGCGUUCGUGGUUGGCUUGAAAUCUGAAAUGUAAAUUUUUAGUGCAAAUUAAAAACUUGUUUGUAAGAACUCAAA
Strigops habroptila (Kakapo) is the source of this 5928-nucleotide messenger RNA. It is a transcript of the gene LMO4, whose product is annotated as LIM domain only 4. The transcript is spliced from 11 exons. The coding region runs from base 916 to 1413 and encodes 165 amino acids. The record is from RefSeq and is a predicted model, not a curated record. NCBI's taxonomy places the organism in Eukaryota, Metazoa, Chordata, Aves, Psittaciformes, Psittacidae.